Messenger RNA from Xyrichtys novacula (pearly razorfish), 1018 nucleotides. The record is from the annotation of a GenBank genome assembly. NCBI's taxonomy places the organism in Eukaryota, Metazoa, Chordata, Actinopteri, Labriformes, Labridae.
CAUGUACAAGAUCAUAGGUGUUAUUUUCUUGCUCGUCAUUUUGGUGGAUAACUUCAGUGACAGCACAGGUGAGUUACAUAUCACUGUUUUUUGUCUAUGUAGAUGAGUCAUAAGUGCUUUGGUAUUCAGCUGGACAUUGCGUGGAUCGAAUAACAGCUUAUGAGUGAUGUAUUUCUGUUCCACAUUAAUGAGUUCCUGCUUUUUUUCCACUGUGCACACUCAGCUUCACAGGCAGGAUUUUAUGUGUCCAAAGAGCACAUCCGCAAGUGUGGGUGCAGAGGUGAGUUUCCACUGGCCUUUCCUUCAUUUGGGUUAAAAAGUGAUCAAAUUAUUGUGUUGUGGAAAAAGUGCCUGAUCAUCAGAGCUGUCAUGAAACUGUGUCUAAGUCCUCAAAAUUCCUAAGUGAGAAUUUGGCAUGUAUCUCACUUGGCUCUGUUCUUGUUGCAGCUUUCCCAAAUGGGAAAAUAUCGUGUCGCUCCACUCUGUUUCGUGGAAAACAUGUAGAGAUGCAGGAUCUGGUAAAAUGUUUCUGCAGCAAAACAAACCGGCACAGUGAGUGAAUUGGGACAGUGUGUGGGUGGAUGAUGUCUUCUGAUUUCUGUGUAAAAACAUUUAAUUUGUUGCUGUUUUUUUCUUUGUUUUGUAGAAUUUCCAGAGUUUCGAGCCGCCUGCACAUCAUGGCAUCCUUUUCUGAGCACCCCACUUUAAAUUAAACCUUUGUGUAGCCUAUAGUGCAUCUAGGGUGCAGCACAUAUAAUCAUCAUCAUACAGUAUAUCACCUGUUAAACAGCAUUUUUGACACAUUUCAAGUACCUACAUAUGUACACCUUUCCCAAGUAAUUAAUAAAAAUGUGUUUCUACAGAGUACUUAUUUAUUUGUUUAUUUAUUAUAAUAGAUGUAUGUUAUGAGUAGAACUUGAUAUAACACUUAACCUAAAAAAUCUAUGGUGUAAAAAGAGGCCAAACUUGCGUUUUUUUUAGAUUUCUGGUUUUAACAACAGAUAAAUUGCCACCAGCU